AUGGGAAGACCUCCCUGCUGUGAUAAAGCAAAUGUGAAAAGAGGCCCUUGGACGCCUGAGGAAGAUGCAAAGAUUCUUGCGUACGUAUCUCGCCAUGGUAUUGGCAACUGGACUUUGGUUCCUCAGAAAGCAGGGCUCAACAGAUGUGGGAAGAGUUGUAGGCUCAGAUGGACAAAUUAUCUGCGGCCUGACCUAAAGCAUGACAAUUUCACGCCUGAAGAAGAAGAAUGCAUUCUUGAACUUCACAGAACUAUAGGUAGCAGGUGGUCUUGGAUAGCAAAGCAGCUGCCUGGGAGAACCGACAACGAUGUGAAGAACUACUGGAACACCAAGCUGAAGAAAAAGCUCUUCAACAUGGGCAUAGAUCCAGUAACACAUAAGCCUUUCUCUCAGAUUUUUACUGAGUUUGGAAAACUUGGUAAUCUCCCGAGCACAAUAAACCAGAAUGCACUUCUUAACACUGAACCAAGAAUAAAACCAGAACCCCUUUUACUUCCUCAGAAAUUUCCAAAUGCCAACAACCUCCAAAUCAUUGAGCAUAUGGUCGGACCCUUUCUGUUCCGCGGUAUAGAACAAAAUGAAGAAGAUUACAAAAUCCGAGGGAUUUCCUCACCGGAUGAUAUUUCUUCGGCAGUGGUGCAGGAAGAGACGCCCCUGCAUGCUGCUACCAGCAUAAUUGAAAACGAAGUAAAUGACAAGGCUGGCGUGUCCUGUUAUGGGCUAAAACCUGAACCAGAAGCAAUGCGCUAUAUGGAAUCUUCUUCAUCUGCUGCUGAUUCAUUCUUGGAGUCCAUUCUGGCUAGUGACAGAGAUGCGCUGGAAUUUCCUGAGCUUUUGGAUGGAUUCUGUGAUUACUGACUCUGAAAAUUUCCUAAAAUGAAGAAGUUACUAGAAUAAAUGUUGACUUGCAGAUGACCAAGGAACUCUGAGAUUCCGUGGAAUUAGUCGAGCGAGAGGGCAAAUGUUUCAAAAGAUCGCGCAUUUCAUGCAUACUCCAAUCGAUCUCUUUUUGUAGUCUUUUCUAAUCUCUUGGAAUUUCGUGCAUUCAUUCAUCGAAACAAAGGCUGCUACAAUUUUCCCACGUAAUUAAUUCCCUUCCA
Messenger RNA from Coffea arabica (coffee), 1100 nucleotides. NCBI's taxonomy places the organism in Eukaryota, Viridiplantae, Streptophyta, Magnoliopsida, Gentianales, Rubiaceae. The record is from RefSeq and is a predicted model, not a curated record.